This is a messenger RNA of Sclerotinia trifoliorum, 1736 nucleotides long. NCBI's taxonomy places the organism in Eukaryota, Fungi, Ascomycota, Leotiomycetes, Helotiales, Sclerotiniaceae. The record is from the annotation of a GenBank genome assembly.
UGGGACACACUUGUUGCCCCGAAUCUUUCGAAUUACUCAGAACUUGGGGGCUCGCUAGUGAUGAAGGGCUGUACAAGUUCCUGACAAAUUAUACUUUAUUUUUAUUCAUCCUUUGUUUGGCAUUACAAGGACAUACAAUAUUAAUAUUGCGGCACGUUAUCGCUAUCGAAGAUGAAUACCAGACCAGCGAUAGAGAACUCGAGAAAUCCCGCAGCCUUAUCGGCUUCCUUCAACCACGAUGCCAGCUGCUUUGCCAUUGGGCUUGAUACAGGAUUUCGUGGUGCGUUCCUAGGCAGCUCCUCAGGAAAGCGACCUAAUUAAAAAAAAUGUAGUAUUCAACACAGAAGGAUGUCAACAACGAGUUACCAGAGGUAUUUAUCAACCACAACUUCGCGGGUAGGCAACGCUGAUCGGGAGAUAGAUUUCAACGGUGGAGUUGGAAUAGCAGAAAUGCUUGGAAAGACCAACUAUAUUGCUCUAGUUGGUGGUGGGAAACAACCAAAGUUUGCCCAAAAUAAGGCAAGCGGAUACUGGGAAUUUGAAUUCAUGUUUGUAACCUAACAUCGUCGUAGGUAAUCAUCUGGGAUGAUUCGAAACGAAAGAUUGCCGCACAACUAUCGGUCCUUACGUCUGUUAGAGGCGUUCGGAUUUCGAGGACUCACAUAGUCGUCGCACUUUUGAACAGCAUACGCGUCUACCUCUUCCAUAGUACGCCUGAGCUAUAUCAGGCUUAUGAAACUGCAGGAAAUCCUUAUGGUUUAUGCUGCUUGGGGGCCAGUAUCUUGAUAUUUCCUGGUAGAACGGCUGGUCAAGUACAAGUGGUUGAACUCAAUACUGGAAAUGUUAGCAUUAUACCCGCUCAUUCGGGGGCUCUCCGAGCUCUAGCUUUAAGUCGUGAUGAGGAGGUCAUUGCAACUGCCAGCGAAACCGUACGUCCUCAUUCAUUGCCCGUGUGUUUUUGAAAAGUUUCUAAGCUCAUAUCGACGCAGGGAACACUUGUCCGGGUGUUUGCAACAAGUAAUUGUGCGAAAAUAGCUGAACUCAGACGAGGUGUUGAUCAUGCCGAUAUUUUCUCUAUUUCCAUUGCUCCUUCGGGACAGCUUCUAGCUGUUACUUCAGAUAAGUCUACGCUCCAUAUUUUCGAUAUUCCACAUCCCUCGAAGCCUCCGAGAUCUGAAUCAGAGCUUGGCCAUCGACGGCUUACAUCCCUUGGGGGUGGUGGCAUCAGUAGUCCAUCGACGCCGGAUUCUGAUACCAGCAACAAGUGGGGAAUUCUAGGGAGACUUCCUUUGAUGCCUCGAGUGUUCUCAGAUGUAUAUUCUUUUGCUACAGCGGCAUUUUCGACUGGCGAGGAGCCUUUGUCGGCGUCUUCUAAUCCACUAACAGCAAGCGAGGCUGGACCAAAACCCACGAAAGGCCUCAUUGGAUGGACAAGUGAUGAAAGUUUGAUUGUUGUCGGAGCAGGCACCGACAGUCGAUGGGAGAAGUUCAUCAUUGCCGAGGGUGAAGAUGGCAAGCGUUACUGUAUACGGGAUGGCUGGAAGAGGGUUCUGAGAGUCGAGUAGAUUCCCUUUUCUUUUAAUGCAUAUAUAUCACGGCACGGCAAGGAGUCAGGAUACCAUCAUGAUCGGAGUUAUUAGGGUACGUCGUGUAUGGUUGGACAAUGCGCAUGGAUUUGAGGCUUAUUUAUGCACAAGAACUUGCAUAUAGCACCAACUGGAUCAUAGAAUUGUUAA